Molecule: messenger RNA, 761 nt
Organism: Spinacia oleracea (spinach)
Lineage: Eukaryota; Viridiplantae; Streptophyta; Magnoliopsida; Caryophyllales; Amaranthaceae
Product: cell wall / vacuolar inhibitor of fructosidase 2
Exons: 1
Coding region: 24-638 (204 amino acids)
Biological process (GO): negative regulation of catalytic activity
Molecular function (GO): enzyme inhibitor activity
Source: RefSeq, a predicted model, not a curated record
AAAACAACCAUAAAUCUAGGGCCAUGAUUUUCACUCCAAAACAACUAAACAAAUCUCAAAUGGAUAAAUUAUCUAACCCUUUAUUUCUACUUGUUUUGCUUAUCUUCAUCAAUAGCAAAAUACAAGUAAUUCAAGGAGAUGAUGAAUUCAUCAAAAAAACAUGUAACAACACUCAAUAUAGUGAUCUAUGCAUCUCCUCCUUGAAAUCAUAUCCUUUGAGCUCAAAUUCAGAUCUAAAAGGGCUAGCAAUUAUCAUGGUGAAUGUAGCAAUGGUGAAUGCAUCAGAAACUUAUGCUUAUUUAUCAUCACAAUUACAAGUGAUUAGUAGUAAUAUUAGUAGUAAUAAUAGGGAUACUAAUAUGAAAAAGGUAUAUCAAUUAUGUGCUUCUUUGUAUUCUUAUGCUAAUGAAUCUCUUAAUUCUACAUUACAAGAUUUGUCUUUGGAAGAUUAUGAUUAUGCUACUAUUGAAGUAAUGGGUGCCUCUGAUUAUUCCAACUCUUGCCACAAUGCAUUUAAUAGGUACCAUGGUAUGGAUUAUCCUAUGGUGCUUAAGGUUAGAGAAGAUGGGUUUAAGCAUAUUUGUGCUGUGAUUUUAGGAAUAGUUGAUCAACUAUAUUCAAUUGAUAACCAUUCUUAAUUAGUGUGUAAUUUUGUAAUAGUUUUCAUGUUUAGUUGUUUUAUAUUAUGUUUAAAAGGCAAAAUGAUAUUGUUGUUAUUUGUUCAUUUUCAGCUGUUCAAUAUAUUAAGAUCGGUUUUAUCA